AUGAACUCUAACUUUUACUUCAACUCUCCUCAAGGAUCUAUCGCUCAGAGCGUCUCCUCUGGCCCUUCUUCUUCAACUUCUCCAUUGUCUUCAAUAUCUGCUACUGCUUCUUCUGCCGCCACCGCGAUUUCUUCUUCGUCUUCUUCGUCUUCUUCUCCAGGAGGCCAACAACAACAAAAACAACAACAACAACAACAACAUCCAAACCAAAGCCCUUACGCUUCUUAUCAUCAUCUUAAUUCUCACCAUAACCAACAACAACAACAACAUCAACAACCAUCUGCUUCCUCGGCACUUGAAACUUUAGGCUCGAUUCAAGGAAUUUCUACUGGACUUGGGGGAAUUAGUAGUAUUAAUAAUCUAAUUAACAGUACUACCAGCAGCCCAUCCACCGCGUCUUCAUCCUCCUCAAGUAUUUUUUCAUCUGCAGCUGUAUCUUCUUCUUCUUCAUCUGCAGCUGCUCCAUCUUCUGUGUCUUCUGCUUCGGGUUCUUCAUCAACCAAUCAUCAUCAUCAUCAUCAUCUACCCCAUCAACUAGCUUCUCAUUCUUCUCAACAAUCGGGAUAUUAUACUGACGCUCAACCACACACAGCCACUUCGUCCUCUUCGGUCAUGUCUUCCACUACUACCAAUAAUAAUCCUUUGACCUCUCCUACAAUAACUCAUCAUCAACAACAACAACAACAGCAACAACAUCAUCACCAUAAUCAACAACAACAAAAUAGUCGAGCAGGUCCUGGAAUGAAUAAUAUAAACGCGCUUCUUAAUCUCCCAGACAUGCGGAUUCAAGAAUCCUUGGGUUCUGCAGACCAACAACAACAACAACAACAACAGCAGCAACAGCCUCACGUCCACUACCAACAGGACCCAUAUUCUAGGCAUCCCAACCAAUUGCCACCACAGUCUCAGCUGUUACAACAUCCUCAGCCUUCACAGGCACUACCACCACCACCACAACAACAACAACAACAACAAAAAGCAGCACCACCACCGCCUCAACAACAACAACAACAAACCAAUCACCAGCAAAUGACUCCUGGAAAUAUGUUUGUUUUACCACCAUAUGAAGGUAUCAGUAUUAUUCCUGAACUCCUCAUUGGCGAUUAUGACAAGGAGGACAGAAUUUUACGCCGUCUCCAAAAGCGAGAGCUCAAAACAAUCUCGGAAAUUAAAAAGUUUCGAGAUGAUGCAUGGCAUCUUUGUAACCAGUAUGCCCUCGAAUGCGGCGAUGUGUCCUGGCUUGAACAUAUUUCUAGCUACUCUCCUCCUCAACGCUUGCCGGCUGGUUCCGGCGGCUCUCCUAAUGGCAACGGUGGUGGCAUCACUGGAGGUCCCUCAAGCACUGGUCAGAUUAUUAAAAACAUUACUACUGAAGAUGCUUUAGCAGCAGCUAUGGCAGAAGCAGGAGCUUCUGAAAAUGGUCCUCCUAAUGAUGAUAGGCUCUUUACGAUUCGUACUGUCCAAGAACACUGGAGAGAACAGUAUGAGGCGUUUCUUGCACGUUUCAAUCUCAAUAUGUUUACUCCGCUCCCUGAAAACUUUACAGUCCCCGGGUACUUUGCACAUUUAACAAAUGCCAAGGAGGCUUUAAAAAAGGUUGAGCUCCGUGAUAAGCGGUUAGCCAAACUACGAGUUGAUUUUUAUCAACGCAAGGACUCUAUUGAGCGUGAAAAGGAUUCAAAUGGGGUCAGCAAUAAUGUGACUCCUACACAAGACCAACAACAACAACAGCAACAGCAACAGCAACAACAAGACUUUACCACGGGGAUGCCGCAAAAUGCGUAUUACUCGGACCCACAGUCUGAUUUAUCUCAGCAACAGCAGCAGCAGCAUCAGCAACAACAACAACAACAACCUCAACAGCACCACCAAUAUGCACCACCUCUUUCACAAAAUCAAUAUUUGUAUUCGCAGUAUCAACAGCAGCCACAACAACAACAGCCACAAAUGGGUCCGGCAGUCACGUCGUCAACUGGCUCACCGGCACUUCCUCUCACACCCAAUCCUUCGGGAGUAGGUGCCAUGAGCUCAGGUGCAUUGCCUCCGGGCUCUGUCGGGGUCCCAACCCCAGCACAACCAAAUGAUCCAUAUGGCUACGCUACGCAACAACAACAACAACAACAACAACAACAACAUCACCGCCAACAACAAUAUAAGCCGGCAAACAUGUUGUAUGGUUCUGAUGGAAGUUCUAAUGGGUCUAUGAUGGCGACUCCAGCGGGAUAUGGUGCGCUACCGCAACAACAACAACAACAACAGCAGCAGCAGCAGCAACCUUAUGGGAUUGAUGGAAAUAAUGGACAUGGAGAUGGAUCCAAUAGUCCAUAUAAUCUUCACAAUAAUGGCAAUUCUCGCAAGCGGACUUACCAGCAAGAGUUUGGUGAAGAUAGCAGUGGGUCUCUUUCUCAUCGAGGGGCACCACCACCUCCACAAGCAUCUUCUGGUCUUUUAAACUCUUCAGGAAUGUCGGCUACUACAGCAGCAGCAGCAGCGGCGGCGGCGGCGGCAGCAGCAGCAGCGGCAGCCAAUGCUGGAGCUUCUGCGGCAUCGGCAUCGACUACGUCGUCUUCAGUACCAUCAUCAUUUUGGCAUGAUGAUAUGUAUGCACAGGAUUUGUCUUCAGUGAGCAAAUUUUCUAAACUUGUGUAA
Messenger RNA from Magnusiomyces paraingens, 2649 nucleotides. RefSeq lists its product as uncharacterized. The record is from RefSeq and is a predicted model, not a curated record. Lineage: Eukaryota; Fungi; Ascomycota; Dipodascomycetes; Dipodascales; Dipodascaceae. Bases 1 to 2649 code for a protein of 882 amino acids. The transcript has a single exon.